Lodderomyces elongisporus is the source of this 4689-nucleotide messenger RNA. RefSeq lists its product as uncharacterized. Gene Ontology annotation, cellular component: plasma membrane. Bases 1 to 4689 code for a protein of 1562 amino acids. Gene Ontology annotation, biological process: transmembrane transport. Gene Ontology annotation, molecular function: ABC-type xenobiotic transporter activity; ATP binding; ATP hydrolysis activity. The record is from RefSeq and is a predicted model, not a curated record. The transcript has a single exon. Lineage: Eukaryota; Fungi; Ascomycota; Pichiomycetes; Serinales; Debaryomycetaceae.
AUGGCUAGAAUAUCACACUCAGGAAGAAGGAACCAUAAAAACAAUACCUUAGAAGAGCAACCUAGGUUUGGCGAUGAGUUUGAGAUGCCGGUGGAGGCACAUUUAGCUCAAGUCGCACACGAUCAAAACUAUCAAAACUUUUAUAACCCAUAUUUAGAGACACACGAGCCACCACACUAUUAUCGUCGUGCGCACGACGACAAUAUCUAUUCCUCAACCGAAGCUACACCGCACACGCAAACACAAACACAAACACAAACACAAACACACACACACAGAUAUCAAGAUCCAUAUCAAGAUCCACUUCCCCAGACAUAUUCUCCAAAUAGAACACCCAGAUUCAAUGCAAAGCUUUACACAGCAGAUCCGUCUGUAGAAGGGUUUGAAACAUUUCCCUCUGUAUACAAGACAAAAGAUGAAUUGGUAAAAACUGUUGACAGCACAGAAAUUGUUUCUUCUAGCUCAUUAGAAAACCAACCAAUACUACAAAAUGAAAAAAGACUCUUUUCUUGGUUAUUCUCAAAAAAGGUACCCGAAAUACCAGCAGACGAAGAAAGGACCGAUUACCCUUGGCAUAAAGCCAACCCUUUUUUAAGAUUGGGGUUUUGGUGGUUAUGGCCAGUACUCAAAAAGGGAUACAAAAGAACCUUAUUUCCCGAAGACUUGUUCAAACUAACACCAGAGUUAAAAGUCGAGUACAUGUAUAACCAAUGGAACAAGCACUUGACCUCAAUUAUAAGCAAACACAAUGCAAGUAACCCAAAAUCCUCAGAUUGGCCCAAACAUGCAAUUCCUUAUGCAUUGUUCCUCACAUUCAAAUGGCACUACUUGUUCUCUUGCGUGUGCCUUGCAUUGGCAUUCACUGUUAUCGCAUGUUCACCAUUGAUUACCAGACAAUUGAUUGAUUUUGUUGAGUACAGAUAUUUCCAAGUAUACACCACCUACAACAGGGGAAUCUGGUUGACUUUUGUUGCAGUAAUUCUCAUCUUUGUUAAUGGUUUAUUAUUGAACCAUUUCUUUCACAAUGCAAUGAUUUGUGGAGCUCAGGCCAAAGCUAUCUUGACAAAGGCCUUAUUGAUGAAAUCAUUCAAACUCGACGGUAAAGCACAAUACAAGUUUCCACCAGGAAGAGUCACAAGUUUAAUGAGUACAGAUCUUGCAAGGAUCGACUUGGCCAUUGGAUUCCAACCAUUGGUGUUGUGUUUCCCAAUCCCAGUAGUCAUCUCAAUUGCCAUUCUUUUGAAAAAUAUUGGUGUUGCCGCAUUAUCAGGAAUCGGCCUCUUUUUGGUCUCGUUGAUUGUUUGCGUGUUACUCACUAAAAAAUUGUUCACCACUAGAGAAAAAGUCGUUUGCUUUACCGAUGAAAGGGUUUCACUCAUGAGAGAAAUACUUAAUAAUCUCAAGAUUAUCAAAUUUUACGCAUGGGAAAUGGCAUACAAGGCAGCAAUAGCCAAGGUGCGUAACAAAGAAAUGCGCCAUUUAUUCACAAUUAAAGUGUUGCGCAAUUUCAUUACUGCAUAUGCAUUAACACUUCCAGUGUUGACCUCAAUGGUUUCAUUCAUUACCAUGUGGGCAACAAACAAUAUGAAGUCUCCAGGUGAAGUGUUUAGCUCUUUGUCAUUGUAUGCUAUUCUUGCACAGGCUAUCAUGUUGCUCCCCAUUGCAUUAGCCACUGGUGCUGAUGCAUUGAUUGGCUUUCAAAGAUGCAAUGCGUUCCUUUCUGCAGAAGAGUUUCACGACGAGUUGGCGCAACAGUUGAAUGAGAAAAACUACUAUUUAAGAGAUUCACCAGCAAAUAAAGUCACCAUCAAAGUCUCCCAUGCAGAUUUCCAUUGGGAGGACAACCAUGCUGAUGAUACAUUGUUGGACCCAGAAUUAUGGGAUAUUGAAGAAGAAGAUAUUAAAAUUAUGAAAGAAGGGUCAAUCUAUCUGAAUCAGAAGCAACAGCAACAGCAACAACAACAACAACAACAAAUGCAGACGGAGACGCAUAGCCCGUAUGGUUUUGAAAGCGACUCAGCAUCCUGUUCAACAAUUACAAAUUCAAAUAAUAAUCAAUUCCAAGGAUUAUCCAACGUCAAUCUUACAAUAAAUCGUGGCGAGUUUGUUAUUAUCACCGGUGUAAUUGGUUCAGGAAAGACUUCGUUGCUUCACGCUUUGGCAGGAAUAUUGAAAAUUACAAACCCAUCUAGGGGACAGCUUAUUGUGAAUGACAAGAUCCUUCUUUGCUCAUCACCAUGGAUACAAAAUGCCACUGUUCGUGAAAACAUUACAUUUGGUAAGCCAUUUGACAUUGCCAAAUAUAAACAAGUUCUCUUUGCAUGUGCGUUGGAAGAUGAUAUUCGUAUGCUUCCAGCUGGCGACAGAACUGAGAUUGGUGAGCGUGGUAUCACCUUGUCCGGUGGCCAAAAGGCUAGAAUUAAUUUGGCCAGGGCUUGUUACGCCGAUGCAGAAAUUCUUCUUUUCGAUGAUGUCAUUUCAGCAGUUGAUUCUAAGGUGGCUCGUCACAUUGUGAGCCAUUUAUUCAAAGGUUUAUUGAAACACAAGACUAUAGUGUUGGCAACUCACCAGUUGGGUAUUUUGGAUUUCGCAGACAAAGUUGUGUUUAUAGACAAUGGCAGUGUCUAUAGUGGUUUGGUUCCACAACUUAAACAUGAAAAUAACAAUUUCCGCAAGUUGCUUGAUCACGGAGAAGACAGAGCAGGAGAUGCAGAAAAUGCAGCAUCUACCGACAACCUUUCUGAAGUGACCAAUUUACAAAGAUUGCCACCGCUUACUGAUGGUGCCAGUGCCAGUGCAGGUGCCGGUGCCGGUGCAGGUUUCCAUGAAGGUCAUCAAAACGAUAUUAGCGGUAGGACUACGCUUGACGAAGUACGCGCAACAAAUUCGAUAUCUUGGAAAAUCUACAAAAAAUAUAUCGAAUUGGGCGCAGGAAUCUUUGGCAAGUUUGCUGUUCCUCUAUUUCUUCUACUUGUUACUAUAGCCACCUUUUGCCAAGUUUUCACAAAUACAUGGUUAUCGUUUUGGGUUGAAAAAAAGUUUCCAGACAAGUCAGAUCAUUUCUACAUUACGAUUUAUGUCGUUUUUGCAUUCCUCACCGUCAUCUUCACUGGUAUUGAAUUUAGUAUGUUGGCAUAUAUGCAAGAUUGCUCUGCAAAUUCACUCAAUUUGAAGGCAGUCGGUAAAAUCUUGCAUGCACCAAUGUCAUUCAUGGACACUACACCAUUGGGACGUAUUCUUAAUAGAUUUACUAAGGAUACCGAUUCUCUUGAUAAUGAGAUUGGUGAGCAGAUGAGGUUAUUUAUAUUCCCCUUGGCACUCAUCAUUGGUAUCAUAAUUCUUUGCACUUGUUACUUACCAUAUUUUGCUGUUGCUGUUCCAUUUUUAGCAUUUGGAUUUUUAUUCUUGGCCAACUUUUAUCAAGGCUCAUCUAGGGAGAUCAAGAGAUUAGAGGCUACUCAAAGAUCAUUGGUGUACAACAACUUCAACGAGACAUUGACUGGUAUGGCGACCAUUAAAUCGUUUGGUGCCGAGCAAGAUUUUAUUAGAAAGAAUGAUUAUUUCUUGGACAAAAUGAAUGAAGCUUAUUACUUAUCAAUUGCUACUCAGCGUUGGCUUUGUGUGCACUUGGACAUCAUUACUUCGUGCUUUGCCUUGAUUAUUUGCUUACUUUGUAUCACUGAACAAUUUAGCAUUAGUGCAUCAUCCACAGGUUUAUUGCUCAAUUAUGUUAUGCAAUUGGUUGGAGUUUUGUCGCUUACUGUGCGUUCAAUGACCUCAGUGGAGAAUGAAAUGAACUCUGUUGAAAGAUUACACGAGUAUGCGUUUGAUUUGCCCCAAGAGUCUGCAUACAUCAUUGACAAGGCAGCUCCACCACAAGAAUGGCCAGCGUCUGGUUAUAUUACAUUCAAGGAUGUUCACCUUAGGUACAGAUCAAACCUUCCCUUUGUUCUUAAAGGAUUAGAUGUGAAUUUCUACCCUGGUGAGAAAGUCGGUAUAUGUGGACGAACUGGAGCUGGUAAGUCAUCUAUUAUGUCGGCAUUAUACAGACUUGUUGAGGUUGAGCAAGGCAAGAUUGAGAUUGAUGGGUUGGACAUUUCGCAAAUGGGAUUGUUUGACUUGCGCUCAAGAUUAUCGAUUAUUCCUCAAGAUCCGGUGCUUUUCCAAGGAACAAUUAGACGUAACUUGGAUCCAUUUGGCGAAUACGACACGUAUACUUUGUGGAAAGCUCUUGCAGCUACAGGGUUGAUUGAAGAGUCACAAAUUCCUUACUUGUCAUCUGUCCUGAUUUCAGAUAAUGGUGUUAGCCACAAGUCACUUCAUAAAUUCCACCUUGAUCAGCUUGUUGACGAUGAUGGACUAAAUUUUUCUCUUGGUGAAAAGCAAUUAAUUGCAUUGGCUAGGGCUCUAGUGCGCAAUUCCAAGAUUCUUGUGCUAGAUGAGGCCACCAGCUCUGUUGAUUUUGCCACCGAUGGUAGGAUCCAGGAGUUGAUAAAUCGAGAAUUUAAAAAUUGUACAGUGUUGUGUAUUGCCCAUAGAUUGAAAACCAUCCUCAACUAUGACAGAGUCAUUGUUAUGGACAAAGGUGCUAUUGCUGAAAAGGGAGAUCCCUGGAAAUUGUAUAAUGACAAUGGUGUGUUUAGGUCAAUGUGUGACAAGGCCAACAUUCGUGCUGGGGACUUCCCAUAA